CGCAGCCGCAGCGCGCUUUCCAGGGCAGCCCCAGCUCAGACUCCCCAGCGCCAGCCUUCACACCGCUUCCUCCUCAGAAAAAGAAGAGUUUUUUCUUGAACUGGAACUGGAACUAAAGUCCGUUCGGAGAUCCAAAAAUCUGCAAUACGGAGGUCAUUUGUAACCCGGAGACUCCAGGCUGGUGAGCAAGCUGAGGAGAGCAAGAGGGAUGGGGAGCGGCGCCGGGGAGCUGGGCCGGGCUGAGAGGCUGCCAGUGCUCUUUCUCUUCCUGCUGCGUUUGUUCUGCCCGGCGCUCUGUGAGCAGAUCCGCUACAGGAUUCCCGAGGAAAUGCCCAAGGGCUCCGUAGUGGGGAACCUCGCCACGGACCUGGGGUUCAGCGUCCAGGAGUUACCGACUCGAAAACUGCGCGUCAGUUCGGAGAAGCCUUACUUCACCGUGAGCGCAGAGAGCGGGGAGUUGCUUGUGAGCAGCAGGCUAGACAGGGAGGAGAUAUGCGGGAAGAAGCCAGCUUGUGCUCUGGAAUUUGAGGCUGUUGCUGAAAAUCCACUGAACUUUUAUCACGUGAAUGUGGAGAUCGAGGACAUUAAUGACCACUCGCCAAAAUUCACGCAAAAUUCCUUUGAGCUGCAAAUAAGUGAGUCUGCACAGCCUGGCACACGAUUUAUAUUAGAAGUAGCAGAAGAUGCAGAUAUUGGCUUAAACUCUCUACAGAAGUAUAAACUCUCUCUUAACCCAAGUUUCUCAUUAAUAAUUAAGGAGAAACAAGAUGCUAGUAAAUACCCGGAACUGGCACUGGAGAAAACCUUAGACCGGGAACAACAGAGUUACCAUCGUUUAGUCCUGACUGCAUUGGACGGUGGACAUCCACCCCUAAGCGGCACCACUGAGCUCCGGAUCCGGGUAACUGACGCCAAUGAUAAUCCCCCGGUAUUCAACCGGGAUGUGUACAGAGUCAGCCUUCGGGAAAACGUGCCACCAGGCACCACUGUGCUGCAAGUGUCAGCCACUGACCAAGACGAGGGCAUCAACUCAGAAAUUACUUAUUCCUUCUACAGAACCGGGCAAAUCUUUGGUCUGAAUUCAAAGAGCGGGGAAAUUACCACUCAAAAGAAACUGGAUUUUGAAGAAACCAAGGAAUAUUCAAUGGUAGUAGAAGCGAGGGAUGGUGGUGGACUGGUUGCACAAUGUACAGUUGAAAUUAAUAUUCAAGAUGAAAAUGACAAUAGCCCAGAAGUUACAUUCCAUUCUCUACUUGAAAUGAUUCUGGAAAACGCGGUGCCUGGAACACUAAUUGCUUUGAUUAAAAUACAUGACCAAGAUUCUGGGGAAAAUGGGGAGGUUAAUUGUCAAUUACAAGGCGAAGUCCCUUUUAAGAUGAUCUCUUCAUCCAAAAAUUCGUACAAGUUGGUAACAGAUGGAACCCUAGACCGAGAGCAGACCCCGGAGUACAAUGUCACCAUCACAGCCACAGACAGGGGCAAGCCGCCCCUCUCCUCCAGCAUAAGCGUCAUCCUACAUAUUAGAGACGUCAACGAUAACGCUCCGGUUUUCCACCAGGCGUCCUACUUAGUCAGUGUACCCGAAAACAACCCUCCUGGGGCCUCCAUCGCGCAAGUCUGCGCCUCGGACCCGGACUUGGGGUUGAACGGCCAAGUCUCCUACUCCAUCAUGGCCGGCGACCUAGAGCCUCUGGCACUGGCCUCUUACGUGUCCGUAAGCGCGCAAAGUGGGGUGGUGUUUGCGCAGCGCGCCUUUGACUUCGAGCAGCUGCGCACCUUCGAACUCACACUGCAGGCCCGCGACCAGGGUUCGCCUGCGCUCAGCGCAAACGUGAGCCUGCGCGUGUUGGUGAGCGACCGAAACGACAACGCACCGCGGGUGCUGUACCCCGCGCUGGGUCCCGACGGCUCUGCGCUCUUCGAUAUGGUGCCGCGCGCUGCAGAGCCCGGCUACCUGGUGACCAAGGUAGUGGCGGUGGACGCAGACUCAGGACACAACGCCUGGCUGUCCUACCACGUGCUGCAGGCCAGCGAGCCCGGGCUCUUCAGCCUGGGGCUGCGCACGGGAGAGGUGCGCACAGCGCGUGCCUUAGGCGACAAGGACGCGGCCCGCCAGCGCCUGCUGGUCGCUGUGCGUGACGGUGGACAGCCGCCACUCUCCGCCACCGCCACGCUGCACUUGGUCUUUGCUGACAGCUUGCAGGAGGUGCUGCCGGAUAUCACUGACCGCCCUGUACCCUCUGACCCCCAGGCUGAGCUGCAGUUUUACCUAGUGGUGGCCUUGGCCUUGAUCUCAGUGCUCUUCCUCCUGGCCGUGAUUCUGGCCAUUGCCUUGCGCCUGCGACGCUCCUCCAGCCCCGCCGCCUGGAGCUGCUUCCAACCUGGUCUCUGUGUCAAGUCUGGACCUGUGGUUCCCCCCAACUACAGUGAGGGGACUUUGCCUUAUUCCUACAACCUAUGUGUUGCACAUACAGGAAAGACGGAGUUUAAUUUUCUAAAAUGUAGUGAGCAAUUGAGUUCAGGACAAGACAUACUUUGUGGUGAUUCAUCUGGGGCCUUAUUUCCACUUUGUAAUUCCAGCGAGUCGACUUCCCAUCCUGAGUUGGUGAGUUUCAUUUAUGUCUAUUCUUUUUCAUUACCCACCCAAUUUUCUGUAUUUACAUGAAACUACCGUAUAUUUUCAGGUCCAAUGAGUUGUCUUAGGGAAGUUAUAGCUGCUCAGAAAGCUGUCCUACCAUUCUUUAAGAGGAGCAGUAAAUUGUGAGUUCUUAUGUCUCAUAGAAGAAGUAGCCUUAUAGAUUUACAAAGUAGUGAGAGUUUGCUCUUAGCUUCCUAGCUAGCAAAAACAUUUGGUGCUUUUUCUUGUCCUCUUUCUCAAAGCUAAUGAAAUAUACCCAUUCAUUGUCUCAUUCUUUAACAUGUUUAUAUUUUAUUAUAUGUAGAUAAGCCAUUAAACUUAAUGUAUGUAAUCAUUUAAUUCAUCUUUUAAAGCAAAGAAACUGCUAGUAGGUGUCUUUCUUCACUGAUUUCACUGGUAGUUUUCAUCUCUUUCUUAUGUUCCUCAUAUAUACUUUCUUAUUCCUACCUAAUGGAUUUAUGAUUUUUUGAAUUCCUAAAAUUUUAUUAAAAAUACUAUAUGUUGGCUGGGUGCAGUGGCUCAUGCCUGUAAUCCCAGCACUUUGGGAGGCUGAGGCGGUUGGAUCACACGGUCAGGAGUUCAAGACCAGCCUGGCCAACUCCAACAUGGUGAAACCCCGUCUCUACUAAAAAUACAAAAAUUAGCUGGGUGUGGUGGCGGGCGCCUGUAAUCCCAGCUACUCAGGAGGCUAAGGCAGGAGAAUUGCUUGAACCCAAGAGGUAGAGGUUGCGGUGAGCCGAGAUCACUCCAUUGCAUUCCAGCCUGGGCAACAAGAGCAAAACUCCAUCUCAAAAAAAGAAGAAGAAGAGGAAGAGGAAGAGGAAGAAGGAGGAGGAGGAGGAGGAGGAGGAAGAGGAAGAAUACUAUAUGUUAUGUGCAUGAGAGAGAAAGAGAGAGACUGAUUCACUGAACUGAGAAGGUCCAAAUCAUCCAAAUCAUUUUCUAAGUUUAUCCAGGUUUUCUUGGAUGCAAAAUCCUUCUCUACCUCUAUAUAAUUACCAGAAGAAACUUACAAGAAAAGGAAAUUCUAUUGCCUGAAUUUCUCUUGCUCGGAAUCCUAACAUAUAUUCUUGAAGAAGGGGAAAAAGACACCAGAUUUGUCUUAUCGUUUGGAGCUUUAAAUAUAAAUGACUGGAUGUUUUCUCAACAUCCUUGUAGGACGGAAGGUGAAUACAGAAUUAUUCCAUUUUCAAGACAAAAACUACUAGUCUUGUGUACAUACAAAGCUCCCAUUACAUGGUAUAAGUCUUUUGCUUGGUUUUCCUUAGUAUGUGAUUCAGUAAAUGGGUUCCUUACAAAGUGCUGAGAUUUCUUAUAAUACCACUUACUUUUAACCUUUCAGUAGUUUUCUUUGUUGUAUAUUUUGUGUUCUUUUUCCCAAAUUAUUAUAUAAGUUUAAGUGAUCCUUAGAAUAAUGUUUAAGACCACUUUAAAAUUGCAUAAUUUAGUGAUGAAGGAUUAAAAUAGAAACUUGCUUUUCAGUGUAUAUGCAUUUGAAUCAUUGAAACACAGUCUGUGCAUGCAUUACAUAUUCACAUUAAAAAAACUAAGCAUUUUUUGAAAUAGCAGAAAAGUUUAAGCAAUUACAAAAAUGUAAAAAUUUCCAACUUUAAUCCUGUUAAUAUUUAGCAAUAUUAGGUGAGAACAUCUGUAACUAUUGCUGAAUUAAUAUUACUUUUAUAAUACAAAAAUUUAAAAGAAACGUUUUUCCAGGAAUUUUACCAUCAAAAUAAA
Messenger RNA from Pongo pygmaeus (Bornean orangutan), 4372 nucleotides. RefSeq names its product protocadherin gamma subfamily B, 5 (gene PCDHGB5). Gene Ontology annotation, molecular function: calcium ion binding. The record is from RefSeq and is a predicted model, not a curated record. The transcript has a single exon. Lineage: Eukaryota; Metazoa; Chordata; Mammalia; Primates; Hominidae. Gene Ontology annotation, cellular component: plasma membrane. The coding region runs from base 209 to 2665 and encodes 818 amino acids. Gene Ontology annotation, biological process: homophilic cell-cell adhesion.